CGAAAAUCGGCAUCAGUGUCAUUCGAGUGUUGGAAGUGUAAAUAUACACAUUUUAUCAGCGAAUAUUCUUGAGUGGUCCUCCUUUUCUCUUCCUUCUGAGGAUGAGGAUCAACACGCCCACAGGGCAGGUGGCGGUGGGCGUGGGGGUCGGUGUGGGCGCCCUGGUGGCCUGGUGGGCGUGGCGUCGGGCGACAGCCAAUCAGCUCCCGACGAACUGGGAAGAAGUGGGCGUGGUUUCGAAGCUAAAUCUGUACCCCCUGAAGUCUGGUCGGCCAGUGUCCGUCUCCGAGGCAGACGCGACGGAACGAGGCCUCUCUGCGGACGGCGCUCUUGACAGGUCAUUCCUGGUCAUGAAGAAGGACGGGCCGCUGUUGACAGGUCGCCAGGUUCCGAAGCUGACCCGAGUCACCAUCAGCUUCAAAGGUCAUAAGGUGACCUUCGAGAGCCCGGACAACCCCGCUGGGCCGAUUGAGGUUGACCUUGAGUUGGUGGCCAGGGAGGCGAAGGAGGUUGAGCUCGUCGUCUUCGGGGCCAACGCCAGAGGACUCGACUGCGGCGACGAGGUGGCUGCGUGGAUGAGCCAAGCUAUCUCGGCGGGAGAGACCGCAGUUCGACUCCUGUACAACGGCGAGGACCCCCUGACCCAGCGCUGCGCCAGGCGGGCUCCUUACUACGACUUCCAGCACAUCCGGAACUCCGAUAAGGUGACUUACGCCGACACGUGCGCAUACAUGCUGGCCUCAGAAUCUUCUCUUGCCGACCUGAACGCCCGUUUGGCCGAACCUGUCACGAUCGACUGGUUCCGUGCCAACGUUGUGGUCCAGGGCUCGGCGGCAUAUGACGAGGACGACUGGGCCUUCGUCAGGUUCGGAGGGGAAGGCGAAGAAAGCGUGGUGCUGAGGAGGUUGAAGCCCUGUGAUCGGUGCAUAUUCACGACUGUAGAUCCUUACAAAGGUUGCAAGACAGCUGAUCAGGAACCUAUGACAACUCUGAGGAAGUACCGCCUCUUGGACGGCCCAGAGAAGCUAGCCAAGGCGUGGGCCAUCAAGCCAGUGUUCGGUUCCCACAUGGGCAUCGACGUGUGCGGAAAGGUCAAGGUCGGGGACAAGGUUUGGGUGGCCAGAGCCUCGUCCAACCCCAAGUGGCACUUCUAAGGAACCUCAGAGGUGGCACUCUCGAGGUGGCACUCUUGGGGACAUAAUGGGGAGAACCACUGCGAUUGGAGGAACGGCAAGUGUAGCCGUAUCUUUAGGUUCUCUGUGACUCUACUGGUAGAGCUUUGAGUGGCUGCUUUUUAUUUUUAUUUUAUUUAUUUAUUUGUUAUUAAUAUUGUUAGAGAGAGAGAGAGAGAGAGAGAGAGAGAGAGAGAGAGAGAGAGAGAGAGAGAGAGAGAGAGAGAGAGAGAGAGAGAGAGAGAGAGAGAGAGAGAGAGCGUUGGAGGGAUAACUUUGAGUGCGUGUUGUUGACAGUCUUGGAGAGAACUUAAAGUUAUAGUUUCACUUGCCUAAAGAGCUGGUUUUCUGCCGUUCAUCCAUUUGCAGAGGGAAGGUAAAUGGAAAACAUUGAAACUCUGAUCAAAAUGUAGAUUUAGAUGUAUUUUACUUUGUAAUACAAUCAGUCUAUGUAAUUUCACACAAAGACAACGCAAGCGAUCUUUCGACCUGCAGCAGAUCAUUGAAGAAAUACAAAUGUCGCAACAUCCUUCCCAGAGAAUAUUAGGCGCCAGGAAGGGAACUGGGAUAGAGAACAUCACCCAGACAAACAAAUAAACAAAAAGAAAACAAA
Penaeus chinensis is the source of this 1785-nucleotide messenger RNA. Its product is annotated as mitochondrial amidoxime reducing component 2-like. Gene Ontology annotation, molecular function: catalytic activity; pyridoxal phosphate binding; molybdenum ion binding. The coding region runs from base 102 to 1154 and encodes 350 amino acids. Lineage: Eukaryota; Metazoa; Arthropoda; Malacostraca; Decapoda; Penaeidae. The record is from RefSeq and is a predicted model, not a curated record. The transcript has 8 exons.